AUGGUGGGGAGAAGAUGGAGGAAGGUUGGCUGGCAAUCUGGCAGCGGGGCCUUAUCGAUAAGGCGGGCAAGUGAUGACGCCCGCCGAUCACGGGAAGCACCUCGCGUUCUAGCUUCCCACCAACCAGCUCCUUCGCCGCCGUCCCUGAUCCCCGACGGGCUUGACAGGAAGCGCGAUUCCACCCUGCAGGCGGUCGACCUCUUGAAUGGCCUCAUGGGUAACAUACAAAACCCUCCGUCUCGGGCAAAUCGACCCGGUCCCGCCACGCCGCAUCCCUCGCGUCGGCUCACGUACUCUGGCAAGAGAGAUGCUGCGGACAUGAAUGAUGGUUUUGGUCUAUUCCCUCGGACUGUCCCCCCGAAGCCCAGAUACGCCCACGAAACUGAAGUGGUCACUCCGCGUCGGUCAUUAAGGUUCUCGGAACCCGUGCCUGGUGGAUCCACUCGGUAUGAAAGCGAUCAAAUGCUGCAGCCUCCUGGAAGCCCAGAACUAGAGCACGAGUCUGGCGAUCAGUCAGAUGAGCCAGGUGAGGAGCGAUCUACAAAACAGGCCGAAGACGGUUUCGGAGAUGGCACUCAUAUGAUUCCCCCACACACAAGUACUAAGACUGAAACCGAAGACUACUCUUUAAGCGACGCUGAACAUGAUGAUGAAGACAAUGAUAUCUCAUCCCAGAGUGACCAAGAGAUGCUUGAUGGCGAAGAUCUGGCAUCAGAAGUAGAACUUUUCUCGAAUAUUGAUGAGCGUACCCAGCCAUCUAUCGACCGGCCUAGCUCAUCGCCAUCCUCCAGCCAUGAGACUCCUGGUCGUAAACUCAAUACACAACCUGUCAGGGACAUAGCAGCUUCUGAACCAAUCUCAACCGAAUUAAUUGAAGAUACAAGCAGCGAACAGUGGAGAGAUGCACCUGAACAGCCCGCCAAUAGGCGAGACUGCAGCCGCAGUGAUGCUUCCUCGGCAGGGCGAUUACCCACAAUUGCGGUUGAAAUAACUACAACAACGCCUUUAUCAUCCAAGGCUUCAGCAACGGGGGAUCACCGAAUGGGCGGGUCUUUGAGGGAUGAUAAAACGCGUAUACCAGACCAAGAAGUCAAUGAUGCCGGCACCACACAGGACGAAGACCCGCCAUACCAACCUUCAGAGGCGUCCUCGUCAUCGGUGCCUUCUCCCGAGCCUACCUCAUCCGAGGAUGACUUUCAGCAUCAUUCUGCGGAAGCAAGUCCGCAGGUCUCAGACCCACCGCGGCAAUCCACGAAACGAAGACACUCAAUUACGAGCUCACAAGGUACGACCGAAAAUAGGGAGAUACAGCCCGGACGACAAACUACCGGAGUUCGUCAGCAGGCCAAUUCCCGGGUUGUCAGAAAGAGUCCAGCUGAGGGCACCCAGCACUCCCAUGGCGCAAACCAUGAUGGGGCGCAACAUGCUACGGAACCUGCCUCCCAAGGAAGGCCUGCCGUUCUGCAGCGGGCCACAACCCGGAUUGCCACACAGGACGAACCUGCCCAAGACAACUUUGAUGAGCGUAGCCAUAGGCCUGAACGCCCGGAAGAUAGUGCAUGGUUCAAGGAAGCCUCUGAACUCGACGGCCAGCGCUCCAAUUGGAACAAGCUUGUCCAGAGCAUGCAUCCUCGGAACAUAGCUUCCAAUGUCGACCUAAUUGACUUUGGCUUUGAGUCGCUGAAGCGUGAAUUGUCAUCCCUAAUCCAAGUCUACAAAGAUAUUAUCGAGAACUUGGCAUCUGACACUGGGCCGUCAGACUAUGACGUGCGUAACUGCAGCGCGUCGCUUGACCAGGUUGACAAACAAGGACGCCGUCACCUAGAAGAGGCCUACACACUCUCGACUCAAGGGGAUGGAGCGAAAGGCGGAGCACUGGUGGAAGUGUUCGACGCCCAGAUGAUCCCGCUGUUAGUGCGGCUGGUUCUCGUCUGCUUUCAAGCCUACUCCAUGGAUCAUCGACUCUUCCCGGAAGCAUACGGGCAUCUCCAGCAUGCCAUGAGAGUACUGCUCCGGCGGUGUGAUCAGAUCCGCGGUCUUGUCCGAGGACAUUAUGUGGCGUGCCGGGCCGUCAGCCCGGGGUUGCGUCUGCCCCUGCAGCGGCUCCUCGACUCGUUAGAAAAUGGUCGCCUGCAGAAGCGCCACCGACGGGAAGAUGUGGAGGCUGACCGGCACGCGAAGGCGCCGAAAAAAUCGACUCAGAAGGGUCAGUCCAGACCCCCGAACCCGACACAUCAACCACGGACUUGGACGAAAGACCAGGAACUCGCUCUUAUCGAGGGCUUGCAACAGUUCCAGGGUAAGUGCUCCUACUUGGAAAAAGAGAAGUCGGCGGCACGGCAUGCUCACUGGAUGCAUCUAGGCCCGGACCGCUACCGUCGAAUCUGUGAGUUCUACCAAGAUGGCAUUGGCCAACGCGGGGAGAGGGAGGUGCGCAAACAAAGCGAGAAACUGUAUUACCAAAUGCUCCCGAUAAUCCGGGAAAUGGCACGGACGAAAGAAGAACAAUGGGAUUGGGGGGGGACAACACGCGGAAACCCCAGCAAUGACAACCAUGGGAUGAACCCAGCUGGGAGUGACGCCAACCGUGGCCAGCAGGAAGUAGGAAGGAGGCAGCGUUGUUGUGGUCUGAACGCGAGACGGAUUCGAUGGUAG
Molecule: messenger RNA, 2655 nt
Organism: Aspergillus niger
Lineage: Eukaryota; Fungi; Ascomycota; Eurotiomycetes; Eurotiales; Aspergillaceae
Exons: 3
Coding region: 1-2655 (884 amino acids)
Source: RefSeq, a predicted model, not a curated record